GGAACAUCACAGUUCACUCCAACCUAGGGGAUUCACAGGGAGGGCAGGAAGGAAGCAUCAGCAGGACAGUCUCGUGUAGACCAUGGCCAGUGCCUGCCCACCAAGCUGGAGGAUCUGGGACAAUGUCUGGGGAAGUGCCACCCAACAUUAACAUCAAAGAGCCUCGAUGGGACCAAAGUACUUUCGUUGGCCGAGCCAAUCACUUCUUCACUGUCACGGAUCCUAGGAACAUCCUUCUAACAAACGAACAACUAGAGAAUGCAAGAAAAGUGGUGCAUGAUUACAGACAAGGAAUCAUUCCUGCCGGCCUCACGGAAAAUGAGUUGUGGAGAGCGAAGUACGUGUACGAUUCGGCUUUCCAUCCCGACACUGGUGAGAAGAUGAUCCUGAUAGGAAGGAUGUCGGCUCAGGUCCCCAUGAACAUGACCAUCACCGGCUGCAUGAUGACGUUUUACAGGACCACACCAGCCGUGCUUUUCUGGCAGUGGAUAAACCAGUCCUUCAAUGCUGUUGUCAACUACACCAACAGAAGCGGAGAUGCUCCCCUCACUGUAAAUGAGCUGGGUACGGCUUAUGUGUCUGCAACAACCGGUGCUGUAGCGACAGCCCUGGGACUCAAUGCCUUAACCAAGCGUGUCUCACCACUGAUAGGACGUUUUGUUCCCUUUGCUGCGGUAGCUGCUGCUAACUGCAUUAAUAUCCCGCUAAUGAGGCAAAGGGAACUCAAAGUCGGCAUUCCUGUCACUGAUGAAAAUGGCACCCGCUUGGGAGAAUCGACCAACGCUGCCAAGCAAGCCAUCACACAGGUGGUCAUCUCCAGGAUCCUCAUGGCAGCCCCCGGCAUGGCCAUCCCUCCAUUUAUCAUGAACACGUUGGAAAAGAAAGCCUUUCUGAAGAGGUUCCCGUGGAUGAGUGCACCAAUUCAAGUCACCUUGGUUGGCUUUUGUUUGGUGUUCGCCACCCCCCUGUGCUGUGCUCUGUUUCCUCAGAAGAGUUCCAUGUCUGUAACAAGCUUGGAGGAUGAGUUGCAAGCCAGCAUCCAAAGGAGUCACCCUGAAUUACGGCGCGUGUACUUUAACAAGGGCCUGUGAAGCCAAGAUCAAGCCCUGGAGGCUCCUCCUGCCAUCUGGGAACCUCCCGAAGCCACAGCAGCGAGGAAAUCUAGUGUGACGGGGCCUUGCCAGUUACAAAAACCUCUAAAGAUCUGCAUUAGAGUCAAACUGCCCCUUGACAUAGCACCCAGUGCCAGUCAGGGGCCUGACAUUUGGAUCAUGUUGUAAUUUACAAACGUACCCUUCUGGUAGACUUUAAUGACACCAUUUUCUCAAAGCCCUCACCUGGAGCUUCCAGAGCACCGCUAGGCACAGCAUAGGUGCUCCAGGUGCCGCUCAGUCAACGUUGGUUGUCAGUCGUUGGAAAGGUUACCUGUUCAAAUACCAAUUUCAUUUCCACUUCUGUGCCACAGAGGUCUGGGCCAUGAAUUAGAAAAACACAAAGGUCUGAGACCAGAUAUGCGAGCUAAAUACUAAGGAAACUUUGUCUCGAUGGACCAGUCCAAAGGACGCGAACUACACUGAGGUUCAGAAGGUCCACACUCCAUACACCUUCCCAAAGUUGGCUCCAGGGCGGGGCGUGAAGCCACCCUGCAGUUAGCAUGUGUCCGUGGUACUUCAUUCUCUCCCUUAACUUUUCAAUUUGUCUAGUGUUCUUACAAAAUCAUUAAUCUGACCUCAAAGGUACUUUAUAAUCAUGAAUUUCCACCAAACAAUUAGCUGAAAUGUUUAGGAAUAUAUUCAGUACAGUGCAGUGUGACUGGAUGAGGCUGGUUUGUUGUUUUUUUUUGUUUUUAAUUUUUUUUUUUUAAAAAAAAACUGUGAAAACAAUUCCCAGUCCCUAUUUGCCCUUUUUCUUUUUUUGGGUCUGGCUUUAAGAAAUAUACAAAGACAAUACAUGAACAAGUCAGCAACGGUGAUUCUUGUGUUGCAUUCCACCCUGCUUGAAGACCAGGGAAUUACGUGGCAUGUCUGCAUCUCUACACAUGUUAGGUGUAGCUGAGGUCGUGUUGGAAGUCUGUAGAUGUCUCAUGUCAUACACAAGCCACUUGUUACACUGAGUGUAAAUCAUUGUAAUUCAGAGAUUUGUAAGUGAAAAACAAACAAACAAAAAAACUAGAAACUAUCUAGUUUCUCUAGAUCCUUUUCCCCCAUAAUGUGUCCAGAUUGAAUUUCCUCAUAAAGAGAAACUGGUGUACCUGGUGUCUGUGUUUCCUUUUCUCUAAAAGGCUGUAUGGAUCUGAAGCUCUCAGCCUUCCCCCAUGUGCUGGAAUCUUCUGUAGAAUUAAAUGCCAAGCCACUUGAAAUGCAAUGGCUUCCUGUGACAUUCUGGAUGAGCCUUGUUGCCAUCAGUGCUUCUGUGUAAAUGGCAGUGAGAGCCAGGAGUUCAAGGCAGGGCUCCACAGGUGCCUAACGGACAUUGCCGUGAGAAGCCACAGGCCUUGAGGCCCACCCCACCCAGCUCUUGCCCCAGUGCAUGUUUAGCUGUGAGUGUGAAAACUCAGUAGCUAGUUGGCAGACUGACAGACUCUCCAAGUGUCAGCCUGGGCAUAGUGAGAAAUGCAUAGAAGAUAUGGAGCUGGGCUCUUUGAAACUUGUUUUUUGAAGUUUGGGCCUCUUAAUGCUUUUGUAUAGGAAUACUCACUGUGUGUUUUAAUCAUGAUUUUAAAAAAAAGAACAAAGGAAUGAAAAUUGGCAAUCUUUGCUGAUCUUUUAAAAAAGCCUUUUUCCUGAAGACAAAGCCACAUGAAGUGCAAUAAGAUUGUAAGGUGACUAGAUAAUGUUUCUCUAACGUGGGAGAGAGUUGUGUGUGUGACUGACUAGCAGCUAUCAGUAUUAGUGAGGUGUCUUACAGCCAAUGUGUCAUUUCAGUUUAACUGGAUGAAAUGUUGAAUAAAUGCAGAAUGAAAGUAAA
Cricetulus griseus (Chinese hamster) is the source of this 2967-nucleotide messenger RNA. Lineage: Eukaryota; Metazoa; Chordata; Mammalia; Rodentia; Cricetidae. The record is from RefSeq and is a predicted model, not a curated record.